Messenger RNA from Neurospora tetrasperma FGSC 2508, 687 nucleotides. RefSeq lists its product as uncharacterized. The transcript has 5 exons. Lineage: Eukaryota; Fungi; Ascomycota; Sordariomycetes; Sordariales; Sordariaceae. The coding region runs from base 1 to 687 and encodes 228 amino acids. The record is from RefSeq and is a predicted model, not a curated record.
AUGCAUCUCCUGCGUCACGCCUUGCAGGAGAUGACUGCCAUUGCCUGCCUAUUACUCUGCGGCCACAAUUUGUUUUGGGCUGACAAGGAUCGCGAAUCAGAAACAGCACAAUGGCUCCGGGUGAAAGGUCGAUGCCGUUCGGGCCUCAUUAUUGGCCAUCAACGCUACUCCAAAGUGAAGAGGGAGGACAAGGCCCAAGGACUUCCGAUUCGGCUCCAGCUGGUCGGCAACCGCCCGGCACUCACCGAGGCAGCAGGAGCACAGAAGAAACCAAGGGGCGGCGGCGGCGGCGGUGGUGGUGGUGGUGGUGGUGGUGGUGAUGGCGAUGGUGGCAUGCUUACCUGCAGCAGCAGCAGCAACGGCAUCGACGGCGGCGUCAACGAAACGGCAGUACAGAUGAUGGACUACCUCUAUGAUUUUUGGUAUGGGAUGAUCCUCCGGCGGCCUGGAAGCUCCACUUUGGCGACGCGGUGCCUGUCGUUUUUCCUUGGGACCGUCCCCUGGGGCCUGUCUGGGACCGCUAGCCGGAAAGCUCGUACCGGUACCUCGAUGCUAGCUGAGGUUUGCGUGCUCCAUCGAGCUUGCGCACAUGGCGGCGGGUUUUUGUACGGACCGUGCACUGUAUACGCCAAACUCGAAGUCCGUCUACGUGGUGUCGCGAUCAGGUCGAUCUUCUUUGCAAAAUGA